GGAUCCUGAGGUUCAUCCUGUUAUCGUCCAAGGGUCGUUUGCCUUUCAGUGGUCACUAAUACAGCCAGAAAGCUUAAGAAUGAUCAUAUAUUUUACUUACGGGUUGCUGUUUGCAUACUUUGCUUUGCCUGGAAUCUUACUUGGAGAUUUGGCUUUCCGAUGUCCAAGUUGCACUGCAGAACAUCUAGCUGCGUGUCCCAAAGUCACAGCAGAAUGUCCAGAAUUAGUGAGGGAGCCGGGAUGCGGCUGCUGUCCAGUGUGUGCCAGGCAAGAGGGGGAGCUUUGUGGGGUCUACACGCCGAAGUGCUCCAGCGGCCUACGGUGCUACCCAAGCACGGAGGCUGACUUACCUUUGCAACAGCUCAUCCAGGGUUUAGGACGAUGUGGACAAAAAGUGGAGAUGGAUCUCACAACAACUUUGGACCAAGAGGCUACAAAUGAGGUGCAUGGAACUGCAAAUCCAAUCCCCAAACGACCUGCUCCUUGGUCUUGGCAUGAGUACGCCAUAAUACAAUGCCAGAAUGAGCGCAAAACCAAGAUGAAGUUGAAUCAACUAGAGGACCCUCGAACCCAGAAAGUACUUCAGACCGCCUGUCAGCAGGAGCUGGACAAGGUCUUAGAGGAGAUCUCCAAAAUGACCUCUGAGGAUAACAGAGGCCCGCUGGAGAACCUGUACGGGCUCAAAUUUCCAAACUGUGACAGACAUGGACUGUACAACCUCAAACAGUGCAACAUGUCCACCCACGGCCAGCGGGGCGAGUGCUGGUGCGUUGACCCCUUAACUGGGGUCCAGAUUCCAGCGACGCCUAAAGUCAGAGGGGAUCCCAACUGUAACCAGUUCCAGGAGGAGCAGAGACUGAUGCCCACUGCAGCAGCGUCUUACUAGCACAGACGAGGACAUGGUUGGGUUUGCCCAAGAUUCCAAAUGUUUUUUUUCCAUUAAUAUGAUUCUCAAACAACAUCUAAAGAAGUCUCUAUACUUGAAGGCUUUGUCUCAUUUUUAAUUGACUCUAGGUUAAAGGUUAAAAUGUAAACUAACUAAAGAAUAAAUUUGGUAUUUUAUUUUUCCUGUUGUCAACAAAUCGCAUGAAAAGCCCAAAACCAUUGCUUCUCAGUGCUUUCUGACUUUCCUGUCUAUGGGACUCAUACCUGAGCUCAGUUAUUUCCAGUAAAUAUGUUUAAAAAUUAAAAAAAAAAAAAGUUUUAAAAAGGAGGCACAAAUAUGUAGUUUUAUUAUUUUUCUUAAAAUGAAUGUCCUGAUACAGUGGGCACUGUAGUUUUUAGCAAAUUAGGACUCAAAAUAAAGUAAAUAGAUCAUUUGUUGGGGACUAGUUUAAGCUGCGGAAUAAUACAUAUUUGGCGUGCUAGUAAAUAUUUACGGAUUUCUGGCAGUAGGAGAGUUUAUGUGGGACUCAAACUACAGUUCUGAUUCUCAUUGUAAUGAAGAAACACACCACUGUGUGCAUUAAUAGAGGAAUACGUUAUAUCAGGCUUUGGCUACACUGACAAUACUUGAGCUUUUUACUGUUGCUUUCGGUCAUUUCAUUGAAUUUGUUGACAAUUAAAAUAUAUAUAGAAUAUUGGCAAAGCUGCAUUAAUUGAUUUUAUUUGGCCACUUGGGCGCAGAAGAACAAGCUGUAAAGAAAGCAUUUUAUAUGUAAUUACCUUAUGACAAAUGUGUCAGAAAACAACUUCUCAUUCCAGGGGACAAGAUUAGCAUUCAUCUGCAGUUUGUUUGACCCGCUGACAUUAGUAAGUCCAAUAUUUAGCCAGGAGAUUCUCAUGCCAAAUUUGGUGCUAUGCUAAUGAUGGGGCAGGGAUGCCACUGAACCUAUACUUUAUGCAGACAAGCCUUAAGUUUUCACAAGUUGGGGUAAAAGACUUACAGGUGCUCCGUGAAAUUCUUUGACAUAUCAAACAUAUGUAUGCACUGUCUAUAACCCAUUUUAGUGCCAACACGUUGAUUUCAUGAGUAAAUACUUUGCAAGCAGGUAAUUAAAACUGUUGUCACUGUCAUACUGUUCAUUGAUUAUAUCCUGUAAAAUUUCCCUGUUGAUGCACCGACUUUGUUUCCUACAUUGUUAGCUGUAAAUUAAUUAAAUUCAAUCAAAAUCUA
Messenger RNA from Dicentrarchus labrax (European seabass), 2116 nucleotides. RefSeq names its product insulin-like growth factor-binding protein 2-B. Gene Ontology annotation, biological process: regulation of insulin-like growth factor receptor signaling pathway. Lineage: Eukaryota; Metazoa; Chordata; Actinopteri; Moronidae. The record is from RefSeq and is a predicted model, not a curated record. Gene Ontology annotation, cellular component: extracellular region. Bases 80 to 886 code for a protein of 268 amino acids. Gene Ontology annotation, molecular function: insulin-like growth factor II binding; insulin-like growth factor I binding. The transcript is spliced from 4 exons.